AUGAGUAUCCCUCAUAAACCUCAACCAUUCAUUACUGUGCCAGACAAUGUCAGAGAACAAUUGCAGACUCAACAAGAAAUCCAGAAAACACAACACGAUAAAAUGUCAAAAGAUCUAACUCCAUUGGUAACAUCACAAGCAGUUCUACUUAAAAACUACAAAACUGGUUUGUGGGAACAUGCUACAGUUACAUCAAAGUGUAACCAACCAAGAUCAUACAUCGUAACAACACCAGAUGGAAAAUCAUUCCGAAGAAAUCGAAUACAUCUUCGAGAAGUUCCAGAGAAGAUAACAAGUCAGAAACGAGUCCGCCUUACUGAUAUCAACACUCAGAGAUCGAUAACACCUAAAACACAAACACAUCAACUACCAGAUUUGGAUGUAUUACCACGUAACAUGGAACCUGAUCCACCAACUGCUAUACGAUGUGAACCCAAAAACAAUCAAAGAACACAAACAGAUAAUAGACAUGUUAUUCGUUCGGGUCGAAUUGUUAAAAAACCACAAAAAUUUACUUAUUGUGUAUGUAUUAUUUUUAUCUAA
Molecule: messenger RNA, 543 nt
Organism: Lottia gigantea (owl limpet)
Lineage: Eukaryota; Metazoa; Mollusca; Gastropoda; Lottiidae
Exons: 1
Coding region: 1-543 (180 amino acids)
Source: RefSeq, a predicted model, not a curated record